Molecule: messenger RNA, 702 nt
Organism: Exophiala bonariae
Lineage: Eukaryota; Fungi; Ascomycota; Eurotiomycetes; Chaetothyriales; Herpotrichiellaceae
Exons: 2
Coding region: 1-702 (233 amino acids)
Source: RefSeq, a predicted model, not a curated record
AUGGAUCUCGUAACAACCAUCAGAACCACGACUAGUACCACGGAGACUAAGGUCGGGGUGAAAAAAGACGAGGCUGCACUGAAUGGCGAACCUUCAGCCGCUCUAGAGAGCCUGGCGGUCUUGGAGCAGGGCUACAAAGAGCCGAUUGCCACGCUCUUGAGAAAACCUAGGAAAGCUUCUGGAACCCUAAAGAUCAAUAAACAGAACGAGGGCAAGGAUACCCUCACCCAAGGCAAAGCGAUUAUCGAGGCCGGUGGUGAGAUUGGUGGUGCAGAGCAGACAACCAACUCCACCGAUCAAACCAACAGCGAAGGAAUCAUCGGAGACAACAUCCAGACUAAGAGCGAAGAUAACAACAAGACCGCCACAUCGGAGCUCGUUGCACUCUUGGAAAGCCAUGUGAAGUUCACUGUUGCCCUUCUCGAAGAUAUCUGUGGAGCCAAUCAUACCACGCCCCCAGCCCCAGGUACCCCAGACGGAGUGAAGGAAGAGCUGGCUAAGGGUUUGAAGGACUGGAGGGAUAUCAACGACCUUUAUGAGGAGUUGAAACAGGCGCCCAGCGGUGCCGAUCCGGAUUUCAUCGCAUAUGGGACAAGCCUGCCUGAGGGCAUGUCCAAGAUCUUCUCCAAGCUAGCGGCUGAUCUGAAAGCACAGCAGGACCUCGUAUCCGCCCGGGACUCGAGGAUGAUCGAAUUCGAGUGA